CUCACACAGUCAUGGGCCAUACUGGGAUUCGGAGGUGGACCCUGUUUGUCUGCCUGAGCUGGAUGUUUGUGCAGGCGGUAGCAGAACCGCAGUACCUGGUAGCCAUACCUUCAGAGUUAGAAGCCGGGGCUGAGACCCAAUUCUGUCUGAGUCUCCUGCAGACCGACAAGCCUCUGCUCAUCACCGUCACGCUGACCUCCGAAGAAGAGGAGACAAUCCUUCUAAACACGACAUCCAGCGUGGAAUUACAUGAAUGCUAUACGUUCCAGACUCCUUUAGUGAAGAAUUAUAAACUUCACAAUUUCAAGGUGAAGGUUGAAGGCGAUGAAUUCCUCUCGGAAGAAGUCAGGAAAGUAUUUGUCAAAGACUAUGGACAGAUGACGUACGUCCAAACAGAUAAACCGCUCUACCUACCAGGACAAACAGUGCAUUUCAGAGUCUUCACCCUGGACCACAAGUUCAGACCUGCUGAUGAGCUGUACAAUACCAUCGAAAUAAUGGAUUCAAAGCAUAACCGGCUCAGGCAGUGGGUGAACACAACGUCUAAUGGAAAAAUAUUGCAGCUGUCUUACUCCUUGAACUCUGAGGCUCGUGAAGGAAAAUGGAAAGUUCAAGUUGGGAUUGGUGAAAGAAAGAUAUAUCACAUAUUCAAGGUGGAGAAAUAUGUUUUGCCAAAAUUUGAUGUAAAAAUAAAAGCGUCCAAUGAAAUAUGCGUUGGACAGGAGGAAAUCGAAGUGGAAGUCUGUGCAAAAUACACUUAUGGACAACCUGUGCCAGGAAGUGUUUCGUUUAAGACGUGCCGACCUCUGAAACCACCCGUUAAACUUGAUAUCACAGAGCUGUGCUACAUGGAGACAAAGAAGACAGAACAGAACGGCUGUGCCAGGUUUAAUUUCGACAUGUCAACCUUCACAAAACUGGACCCAAAGGCAUUGUGGGAUAGACUGUUAAUCAACGCUGUAGUGAAAGAGGAGGGAACAGGUAUUGAACAAUCACGGGUGAGAAUGAUGGAACUUUCUUAUGUGGUUGGAAAGUUGUUCUUUAUUGACACACCCAGGUUUUAUGAUAAGGGAUCAAUUGUGGAAGGAAAAGUUAAAAUGGUUACCUUCAAAAAUGAACCUGUUCCGGACAUGCCGGUCUAUUUGUUACGUGAUCGGUGGGGGAUACAGAACCUCACGACUGACAGCAAUGGUAUCGCCCCUUUCACACUAAAUAUGACCAACUUUGAGAACAACAUCCUCCUCAAAGCUAGCCUGAAUGAAGACCCAGAUCAAUACAGUCGCUUCGAAGGUCCACGCUAUGAGACUGGAAAUCAACAACUUUCCUUGGUGUUGCCGUCUUCUCCUGAUACUAAAUCAUCCAGCUCUCUGAAGGUGAAGACAAAGAACGACAAGCUUCCCUGUGACAAAGAGGACUACUUUUCCAUCCUCUACACUUUUGUGGGAGAUACCCGAAGUGCAGUGGAUGUGAUGUAUCUGGUGUUAUCCAGAGGAAACAUUGCCAUGCAAGGACAUCAAAAGGUGGAAGUGCAAAAUGAACCCGUGACUGAUGGGAAGAUCAUCUUUACAUUGAAAGUGACUCCAGAUUUAGCACCAGAGUUCCAGGUUGUAGCUUACACCGUCCUCCCCAAUGAGAUUAUUAUCGCCGACAGUGCUAUCUUCCAAACCGAGAAAUGCUUCAGCCACAAGGUAUCCUUGGCGUUUUCUCCAACCUCAGCAAUACCAGGAGAGGGAACCACCCUUCAGGUGUCGGCCAAUCCGGGCUCUCUGUGUGGUGUGAGCGCCGUUGACCAGAGCGUCCUUAUCGAUGAGCCAGGGAAGACUCUGGAUGCAGAGAAGAUAUUUAAACUUCUGCCUGAGAAAAAAGACUAUGUUGAUGAUCCUAAAGUAUGUAUAAAUGUGAAACGCACGAGAUCUACACACAGACGCAGUAGACCGAGCAGUGAAGAUGGUGGUCAUGAAGUUUUUGUGAAAUUGGGGCUGAAGAUUGUAACAAAUAUGUUUACCAGGAUGCCUUUAUGUUUGAACUUCAAGGGGAAAAUAUACGGUGAAAAAGGUGGGUAUGGUCCUAUCGCUUGCAAGUUUUCUGGACCUACGACAACCUUUGAAUUGAUCAAGUCAAUCCGCACUUUCUUCCCUGAAACUUGGAUAUGGAAACUGGUGGAAGUUGGAGAGUCUGGAUCGACAGAUUUGUCGCUCACUGUCCCGGACACCAUCACCACCUGGGAGACGGAGGCUUUCUGUUUGUCCCCUCAGGGAUUCGGCUUGGCUCCGAGGGAGACGCUCACAGUCUUCCAGCCUUUCUUCCUAGAGCUUGACCUGCCUUACUCCAUAAUCCGAGGGGAGCAGUUUGAUCUGAAGGCGACUGUCUUCAACUACCUGUCCAGCUGCAUCAUGGUCACUGUGACUCCAGCUGCCUCAACAGAUUUCACCCUUACCCCGCUCGUCGAUCAACAGUACACAUCCUGUCUGUGUGCUACCGAACGCAAAACUUUCAGAUGGACCAUGUCCCCUUCGGUCUUAGGGGUCGUGAACGUGACAAUGUCCGCUGAGGCGGUGGCCUCCCAUGUGUCAUGUGACAAUGAGAUUGUGAGCGUGCCAGACAGAGGUCAUAUCGAUGUGGUCACACGAACCCUCAUAGUGAAGGCUGAGGGAACAGAGAUGACAAAAACCUUCAACUGGCUGCUCUGUCCAAAUGGGGAGGCUCUUACAGAAGAAGUAGAGCUGCAGCUUCCUGACAAUGUGAUCGAUGGAUCUGCCCGAGCUUCCCUGUCUGUGCUGGGUGACAUCAUGGGCCGGGCCCUGAAGAACCUGGAUGGACUGCUGCAGAUGCCGUAUGGAUGUGGGGAGCAGAACAUGGCUCUUCUGGCCCCCAACAUCUACAUCCUCGAGUACCUGAAGAACACACAGCAGCUGACCUACGCCAACAAGGAAAAGGCUGAAAACUUUCUGAUGAAUGGCUAUCAGAGGCAGCUCAACUACAAGCACUAUGAUGGUUCUUACAGUGCGUUUGGAAAUGGAAAGCAGAACACCUGGUUGACUGCUUUCGUGCUGAGAUCCUUUGUUAAAGCGAGUUCAUUUGUCUUCAUUGACCCUGAAGUCGUUGAAAUGGCCAGGCGUUGGAUUGAGAGUAAACAACGUGAAAACGGCUGUUUCGAACAGUCGGGGAAACUCUUUAACAACAAGAUGAAGGGCGGUGUGUCUGAUGAAGUGACUCUCAGUGCUUACAUUACUGCAUCCCUCUUGGAGAUGAACAUAACGGGAACUCCUCUUGUUGUACAAAGAAGCUUGUCCUGCCUCAGGGAGUCCAUGGGUAACCUGAGCAACACCUACACCACAGCUCUGCUGGCGUAUGUCUUCACCCUGGCAGGAGACAUGCAGACCCGCACUCUCCUUCUGAAACGCCUCGGCACAGUGGCUAUACAGCAAGGGGAUUUACUUCACUGGUCUCAGGAUGAGGAAGAUACAUCAACGUCUCAGGAUGAGGAAGAUACAUCAACGUCUCAGGAUGAGGAAGAUACAUCAACGUCUCUGUCUGUGGAGAUCAGCUCUUAUGUGCUUCUGGCCUUACUCAGUGCAUCUCCCUCUGCCGAGGACCUGCGAUUGUCAUCCAGCAUCGUCAGAUGGCUGACAGGACAGCAGAACCAGUACGGAGGCUUCUCCUCUACCCAGGACACCGUGGUGGCUCUGCAGGCUCUGUCUCUGUACUCCACUAAAGUGUUCAAUCCUGAAGGUUCCAGCACUGUGACAGUUCAAGCUCCCAGCGACCAGCUGACGUUUGAUGUAAACCCUCACAACAAACUGCUCUACCAAGAGGAGGCUCUGAAGGACAUGACAGGAAAUUACAGCCUGGAGGUGAAGGGAACUGCCUGUGCUUCAAUGCAGAUUUCUCUUCAGUACAACAUCCCGUCUCCUCCACCAGCCUCUUCUCUCCGUGUGGAGGCUGAACCGCAUGCUGACUGCAUGAGCACAUCUCGCAGCCUCAGUCUGACGCUGAAGUCGGUACAUUAUGGAAGCGACAACAUGACAAACAUGAUGAUAAUGGAAAUCAAACUACUCUCUGGAUUUAUCCCAGAUGCUGAGUCUUUAAGGAUGAUCAGAGACUCUGAGCUGGUGGAACGUCUUGAAUAUAUUGGAGAUCGUCUUAUCGUUUAUAUACGGGAGUUACUGAAAAAUCAAAUCACGCGCCACUUUCUAAUUCUCCAACGUAAGCUUCCAGUGCGGAACCUGAAGCCAGCUUUGGUGAAGAUCUACGACUACUAUCAGCCAAGUCACAGCGCUGAAUUUGAGUAUGCGCACCCCUGUGCUACAGAUUGAAGAGUGAAGGUCCUUACCGGCAAAAGCUUGUGGAUUGUUUAAUGAGAAUCAAUACAUUUGAUUAAACUUUGAAUAUUUCUGUCA
Labrus mixtus (cuckoo wrasse) is the source of this 4400-nucleotide messenger RNA. RefSeq names its product alpha-2-macroglobulin-like. Gene Ontology annotation, cellular component: extracellular region. Gene Ontology annotation, molecular function: endopeptidase inhibitor activity. The transcript is spliced from 36 exons. Lineage: Eukaryota; Metazoa; Chordata; Actinopteri; Labriformes; Labridae. The coding region runs from base 12 to 4316 and encodes 1434 amino acids. The record is from RefSeq and is a predicted model, not a curated record.